AUGCGGCUUCAGACCUCUGCAGGGUUGCUGCCCUUGAUAUCCCUAACCACAGCCUUGACAGAGACCCCCUUUCUCGGCUUCCCCUCCCCGUGGAUCUCGCCCGACCCAUCCGAUGCCGAAUGGCAAGCCGCGUACGAAAAAGCUGCGGCCUUUGUUUCUCAGCUCACCCUCACCGAAAAAGUCAACUUGACAACCGGCACGGGCUGGGAAGGCGACAGAUGUAUCGGCAAGACCGGCUCGGUCCCAAGAUUGGGGUUUGAGGGGUUUUGUCUGAUGGAUGGGCCGUUGGGUGUGAGAUAUGUCGACAAAGCCUCAGCCUUUCCCGCGGGCAUGAACGCCGCAGCAACCUUCAGCAAACGCCUCAUUCGUGCCCGGGGCGAAGCGAUGGGUGAAGAGUUCCGCGGCAAGGGCGUUGAUGUCCAGCUUGGUCCUGUUGCCGGAGCCCUAGGCAGAACACCGCAGGGAGGGAGAAACUGGGAGGGUUUCUCUCCUGAUCCGUACCUGACUGGAGUGGCGAUUGCGGAAACGAUCAGGGGGAUCCAGAGUAGGGGUGUGAUUGCCUGUGCUAAGCAUUACAUUCUUAAUGAGCAGGAGCAUUUCCGCGGGAGUGUGGAUGUGAGGAUUGGCGAUAAGACGAUGCAUGAGUUGUACUUGUGGCCGUUUGCGGAUGCGGUGAGGGCUGGGGUAGGGAGUGUGAUGUGUAGUUAUAACAGGGUCAACGGGACGUAUGCGUGUGAGAAUGAGUGGGUGCAGAAUUACUUGUUGAAGAGUGAGCUGGGGUUUAGGGGGUUUGUGAUGUCCGACUGGGGAGCACAACACAGCACCCUUGGCUCGGCCCUCUCAGGGCUCGAUAUGGCAAUGCCAGGCGACAUGAUGGGUCCCCCUUCCGCCUCAUCACCCCCCUACGGCUCGCACUGGGGCGGCGCGCUCACCCAAGCCGUCCUCAAAGGCGAGGUUCCCCAGUGGCGCCUCGAUGACAUGGUCACCCGGAUCAUGACCUCCUUUUUCCGCGUCCACGUCGGGAGCUACACCUCCCGCCCAGAACCCAACUUCUCCGCCUGGACCCGAAACACCACUGGCCCCCAAUACAAGUACUCCAACCGUCCCUGGACCACCGUCAACUCCCACGUCGAUGUCCAAGCCAACCACUCGGCUCUCAUCCGUGAACUAGCCGCCAAAUCCACCGUCAUCCUCAAGAACACCGGCAUCCUCCCCCUUUCCAAAUCCUCCCUGACCAGCCUAGCAGUAAUAGGCAACGACGCCCACGAUAACCCCAACGGACCCAACUCCUGCCCCGAGCGAGCCUGCAUCAACGGGACGGUAGCAAUGGGAUACGGCUCUGGCACAACCGACUUCCCCUAUCUGAUCUCACCCGCCACGGCCCUGUUGGGCCUCUCCCAGGAGCACAACAUAACCUUUUUCAACACCACCUCCAACUGGGACCUCACCACCGCUCAAUCCACCGCCUCCAACGCUUCCGUCGCCAUCGUCUUUGCAACCGCCACCUCGGGGGAGAAUUUUGUGUCCAUCGAUGGGAAUGCUGGCGAUAGGAACAAUCUCACGUUGUGGGACAACGGUGACGCUUUGAUCCGCGCCGUGGCGGCUGUCAACCCUAACACCAUCGUUGUGUUGCACACCUCGGGCCCUGUCGUCAUUGAUCAUGCGGAUAAGCACCCGAAUAUUUCAGCUAUCCUCUGGGCCGGGUUUCCCGGUCAGGAAUCUGGGAACGGGCUGGCGGAUGUUUUGUUUGGUGAUGUCCACCCACAAGGCCGCAGCCCGUUUACCUGGGGUAAGGACUUGGAGUCGUACGGGGUUGAGUUGUUGACGGUGGCGCCUGAUCCGAGGAGUCCGAGGCAGGAGUUUCCAGAGGGGGUGUUUAUUGACUAUAGGUGGUUUUUGAGCGAGGGGAAGGGGGAGAGGGGGAGGGUUACGUAUGGGUUUGGGCACGGGCUUGGGUACACGGAGUUUGAGUAUGGGGAUUUGGUUGUCGAGAGGGUUGGUGGGAGGGGGGGGUACGAGGUGAAUAAGGGGAAGACGAUACCGGCGCCGGUGAUGGGGGAGGUUGUUGAUAUAGGGGAUGUGGAGGGGUGGACUGAGCCGGAUGGGUUUGAGGGGUGGAGGAUUCCGAGGUAUGUUUACCCUUGGGUCAAUGCGACUGUAUAUAACAGUGAGAAUGGCACCGCGCGAUCACCUGGCAUUGGUGACUUCCCGCCGGAGGCUAGGGAUGGGGGGGUGCAAGAGGAGCUACCGGCCGGUGGGAAGGAGGGUGGCAAUGAGGGGUUGUAUGAGGUUUUGUUUGAGGUGAAGGUGGAUGUGAAGAAUGCAGGGACGAGGGAGGGGGUGGAGGUUGUUCAGUUGGUGAGCUGCCUUGUUUGCUUCUUCUGUUGUGAUCCCGUCCGGCUGAUGAUGAAUAGUACCUCUCACCCAACAACCCUCUCGCCCCCUCUCUCCUCCUCCGCGGCUUUGACGACGUCCUCCUCGCCCCCAACGCCACCAAAACCGUCACCUUCUCCCUCACCCGUCGUGACAUUAGCGAGUGGAACACCGAAGCCCAGAACUGGGAGAUUCUCACCGAGUAUCAGCAGACCGUCUUUGUCGGGUCGAGCUCGAUGGAUUUGA
Molecule: messenger RNA, 2619 nt
Organism: Podospora anserina S mat+
Lineage: Eukaryota; Fungi; Ascomycota; Sordariomycetes; Sordariales; Podosporaceae
Exons: 3
Coding region: 1-2619 (872 amino acids)
Biological process (GO): glucan catabolic process
Molecular function (GO): beta-glucosidase activity
Source: RefSeq, a predicted model, not a curated record